GAUUUUAGUGAACUUCACAGAGCAAUGGAGUUUAUUUCCCUGGAGCAAAAACUGUUCUUUUGUUGUAUAAUUCAGGGAUUAUCACUUUUGCUUUGUAAUGCAGAGCAAAACAGUUGGAUUAACAGUUGUUCAAGAAAAACUCAAACGCUAUUAUGGUGAGUAAUGGAAACAUUCCAUUUGUUAAGCAAACCAUAAUAUUGAACUGUUCUUACAAAUGUGAUGUAAUUUCUAAUUGUUGCUCAGCGAGACUGAAGAUAAUUCAGAGGCAAAUAGUGUUGACGCUUUACUUCUAAGCCGUCUCUUUUUAUUAUGAUUUCAAACUCCUAAAACAUUCAUAUACAUAGAUAUACAUACCUUAGAUAUGUGUGCACACACACACAACCUCUACCAAACCCUUGUCUAUUGAAAUCUGUCUACCCUUGUAAGACCCCUUGAAAAUGUCCACUUCUUUACAUUUUUUUAUUAGCUCAUUUCUCUUUAAAUCAUCUUGUGCGUUUUUAUAGACAAUGCUCUCUUAAACGUGUGUGCGUGUGCGCGAGCUUGCGCACGCGCAUGCGUUUAAAAAGGUGGGUCAGUUCUGGGGUCAAAUCUAGUUCUGUUUUAUGAGGACUUAGGUUUUUGGGGGGUUUUUUCCACUCCUAGAAUGUGCUAAUGUGAGAUGUGCCAUUGUUUUGUUUGGUUUUAUUUUGUAACCCGUUGAACCCACUGUGCUCAGGUGCUGUGGAUUCAGGGCAGAAGUCCCGGUUGUCCUCCAAUACUCCGUUUUUCUUCACUAUUCCUAGAAUUUGAGCUAGGCACACGGUUGUCCUGAAUAGAUUACUCUAUUUGAUCAACUUUAUAAACCGCUAAGAAAUAAUACCCAAGACGGGGAGUCCAACAGCUCACGACUGCAUUAAAAUAGGAUACCAAGGUUUGGGAGAAGAAACUGAGAGACUUUAUUCCAAGGAAAAUUCUGGAAGCCCAUUUAGGAGUGAUUUAAUACUGAAGUUCUAAGUGUUGGUUACAAAUCCAGCCUCGACGUUUCUCAAAGUUGUACGAAGCACUCAAGUGUGAGUUGGGCGUCUUCGCAGAGCGCUUCACCUCAGGUGAAACAAAUCCUGAGACGGCGCAAGCCGCACCCGCAGGCAGACCCGCCCAGGCGGCCGCUCUGGGCUGCGCAGGAAAACGCGGGGCAAGCGGCCCCGAGACCGCCCGGAACCGAGAGCCACAGAGCGGCCCGACCGAGCCUUCCCGCCCGCGCGCUGCGGCACCCCCCCCCCCGCCCCCCCCCGGGGGCGCACAUGGAUCCCGCCCGAAGCAGCCCGGGUCGCCAGGCGGCGGCGCGAGAGCUACUGCGAGGCGCGGCCGCGGCCGCGAAGGGCCUUCGGGAAGAUCUGAGGGGCGCGGUGGUCCGACCCUGGAUCCCGAAGCAUGAGGGGCCCCGAGAGGAGGCGGCGGCGGGACACGAGAUCCUACUGCCAAAUGAGAGAAGCUUUCAGAAUGCUGCAAAAAGCAAUAAUUUGGAUCUUAUGGAGAAGCUGUUUGAAAAGAAGGUUAACAUUAAUGCUGUGAACAAUAUGAACCGCACAGCCCUGCAUUUUGCGGUGGGGGCGAAUCAUUUAUCCUCGGUGGAUUUCUUGCUUAAUCGCAAGGCCAGGGUGGAUGUUGCUGAUAAGCACGGCUUGACAGUAAUUCACCUUGCAGCCUGGUCUGGAAGUCUUGAGAUCAUGCUCAUGCUGGUUAGAGCUGGAGCAGACCAGAGAGCCAAGAAUCAGGAUGGAAUGAAUGCCCUCCACUUUGCAGCUCAGAACAAUAAUGUACGCAUUGUGGAGUACCUCAUUCAAGAUCUGCACUUGAAGGACCUCAACCAGCCCGAUGAGAAAGGAAGAAAACCAUUUCUUUGGGCAGCUGAGAGGGGCCACACUGAAAUGAUAGAAAAACUUAUCUUCCUUAAUCUACAUACUUCAGAAAAAGACAAGGAGGGAAAUACUGCCCUGCACCUUGCAGCAAAGCAUGGUCACAGUCCUGCGGUCCAUGUGCUGCUAACCCAGCAGCAAGAAAUAAAUGAGAUCAAUGAGAAUGGAGAAACACCAUUCUUUCUGGCUGUUAAAGGAGGUCAUGAAGAAUGCAGCAAAGUGCUCCUGACAGCAGGAAGUGAUAUCAACAUUCCAAAUAAGCUCAACAUCAGUGCUUUGCAGAUAGCAACCCAGAACGGCCACACAUCCCUUGUGAGCUGUCUUCUCAGUAAGCAUGUUGACCUGUACCAGAAAGUGGAACCGAAGGAGUCCCCUCUUCAUUUAGCUGUUAUCCACAACCAUAUCACAGUUGUAAAGAGCUUACUAAGUGCACAGCAUGACAUUAACAUCUUAAAUCAGAGGCAGCAGACUCCUUUGCACCUAGCUGCUGAUCUUGGCCAUGUGGAACUGGUGGACACUUUGCUGAAGGCAGGCUGUGACCUGAAGGUCGUUGAUAAGCAAGGGAAGACUGCCCUGGCCAUGGCCUCCAGAAGCAACCACAGCCUUGUAGUGGACAUGAUCAUUAAAGCAGAGAGAUACUACGCCUGGAGAGAGGAGCAUGGUGAGAGCAUCAAGGACUCAUCAACCAGCUUUACUUUGACAUUCAAGCAAGAUCACAGUCUGGAGACCAGGCAUAUUCGCAGUCUCCUCUGGAACCUGGCUUACCAUCAGCUAAAGGCCAAUGAGUGGCAGAAGCUUGCCCGUUCCUGGAACUUUACAGAUGACCAGAUCAGAGCCAUUGAAGAGCAGUGGUCAGGAAAGGGAAGUUUCCGUGAACACGGCCACAGGGCUUUGCUCAUCUGGCUGCACGGGACCCUGAUGACACAGGCCACUCCAGUCAAGCAUCUGUAUGAAGAGCUGGUAUGCGCAGGUUUCCCAGAACUAGCUGAAAAGAUCCGUCAAUUCAAAAAUGAAACUGAUGUGAGGUCCAAGAAAUGUGCAGUUUCGUAAAUGCCUACAGAAAUUGUAUUUAAUUGGUUUUCCACUCAGCAUUGCCUUUACAUUCAGUUCUUUAAUGCCAUAAAAUUCUAGCAGUAUUGACUGUCCUUUCAACUAUGAAGAUGGUGGUGACAGAUGAAAAAAUGGUAUUAGUACUUUCCACCUACUGAAAUGAAAGGUCAAAAUUUUUUUUGGUUUUUGCUUAAAGACAAUUGUAUAUGAUUUUUGCAUUUCUGACAUAUGAUGCAACAUAUGUGAUAGCAUAAUCUAGGUUUUUGUUCAUCAUGUUUUUAAAAAAAAAUGGUAGGAACAGCAUCCUGGUAUAGGGAUUUAGAAUAGACAGACAUGGUUUUAAUCCUGGUUUUACUACUUAUUAACUGUGAACCUUUGGGCAUACUAAAUAUCCAAGAUCUCAGAUCUUCAGUUUCCUUCUCCAUAAAAUGGGGGAAUGUCUCUCUCUGCCACAGUAUUGAAGAUGAAGGUGGAAUGCCUGUGAAAUCCCUAAUCUCAUGCCCACAGUAUUGAAAUCAUCCCCUGUGAGUUAUUUCUCUUCAGUGAGAGAAACUAGCUUUGAAAAUGUAUAGUUACUUUUGGCUUUAAAUAACACAUAUGUGUAAUAAUAGUGCUUAGAAAAGACCGGAAGUAUGUAUACCAAUGUAUUUUUUUAAAUCUCUUGGUGGUGUAAUUACAGGUGGUUUUUAUUUUCUUUGUACUUUUUGGUACUUUCCAAUUUUUUUUUUUGGCAAUAAGCAUGCAUUAUUUUUAUAAUCUGAGAGAAAUAAAUAUAAAAUCAAGUAUCAACUCAUAUCAGUUUACAUGCACCUAUUCAUCAUAAUUUAAGGCUCUCCAUUCUCAAACUCUGACUCUAAUUCCAUAAGGCACCAGAGAUAAAAUCAUGUGUAAUAUCAGUCCAAUUAUCCUGAAUUGAUAGUUUUACAUUUUGGUCUCAUCCUGAUUGUAAACGGCCCACUUACUUCUAUAAAUGCUUAAAAUAGGGAACAUGUUCACAGGAGUCCAAAAAGUUUUUUAAAAAGGGAUUCAGUGGAAAGUCUUGUCCCCAUCUGUUCUUCAACAUGGCUGGUUUCCAAUGACCAUGCUACUUACUCCCCCUUCCAAAAUCUGGGUAACCUCUUUAUGCAGAAGUAAACAAAGAGAAUACAUACUCUUAUUCUAUAAGUGUCUUAACUGUUAAAUUUAAGUUAAUUAACGUAGAGUAACACUAUUUGGUUCUGCUUUGGACAAUAUACACUUUCUAGAGCUUAAACACUUUUUAAAAAGAUGCUUAUGAUAUUCUCAGUUACAAUAUUCAUAACAUUCACUUUAGUUAGUCCACAUGGUUAUGGCUUGGAUACUGAAAACCAUUCCUAGUUGUCAUCUAGGUUCCUCAGAAGGCAGACCCUGAGACCAAAGUUUAUGAGUCGCUGCUUUUUUUAGGAGUGGAAAUCCAAGGAAGCAACAAUGAGGGAAAAGAGGAGUGAGAUGGGGAAGGAAGGAGAGCCCAGACCAGGGUGAAAUACCAAACUGGCCACCACCUGGUAUCAAGCAUUAACUGCUUAUCUGACUUUCAGGGCACUCUCUUCUGAGAGAUGGGCUGGACUAGUACACCUCAUGACAGUUUGUACGGGGGAGAAAGAAAGAACUGAUCUGUUAACACAAUGGGGUGUUAAUUCUGGGCCACAUAGGAGUAGCCUUCAAGUGGAGCCUGUGGUCACUUGUGAUCCUCUCAGAGUGCCUGGGGAAGCCCAGAGAAAAGCAUGGCCAUGGUACAGGUAGCAAAAGAUGAGGUGCUGUUGGUUUGUGUUUGUUGAAACCCACGAGGAGCUGUUUGCCACAGUGCUAGCUGGGCCAGAACUCAGGACACUGUUACAUAAGAACAAUCUAACACUCUAAGACAUAAUACUCAAAUUCUUUAAUUCUGUAGUUCAGAAAAGCCUGGGUGUGCCCUUUAGAAAAUGGGAUAUUGGCCUAUCUCACAUUUGUUCUCAUGUCCUAUUACAAUGUGAAGCAACUAGAAAAACUAUUUCCCGUAGUUAACAUUAGAGCAUAGAGCUAGAUCAUGUUCAGAGUGAAAGAGGCUUCUAAUUAAGUCCAUCCACUUCUGUUAAAGAUACAAAAAUUGAGGCUCUGGACCAAUUCUUUAGGAUUUAUACUUGUUUUUGUGUAACCCAAAGUACUUUGUGAAAGAGGUGUGAUAGGUAGAUCUCACUGUUUCACAGAUGGGAUCCUAAGAUUCAUGAAAUUAAAUAUCCAGCCCAAGAUCACCCAGUCAGCCAGCAAUAACACCAAUGGAACCUGGUCUUGUUUUGCUUGAUCAUUUUCACCCAGAUUCUUUGCACUGGCAGCUAGUGAAAAGUCUUUCCCCAGGCCUAGAAGGUUUGCUGAGUUGCCCAGUGCUAUUACCCUCACAGGGUGAUGUUUGGAUGUUCAGAGAGAAAAAAGGUUCAACACUGCAGAGUUUCAAAACACAAGAAAGACCAUCAGAAAUAGGACCAUUCUAAUAGGAAAUUUCUUUUUGAUGACUCUCUUUCUGUACUAAACAAAAUCUUUCCUUUUAUCAUUAAAAAUUAUUGAUAGGUCUCAUCAUUUCCCAUUUUUAAUUGUCAGAGUCUUAAGAAAAUGAAGACUAAUACAUUAAAAUCACAAAAAGAACUUUGUGAUAAAGUAUCAUUAUUAAUCUUGGUCUUUAGCUCUUUAAUUUUAAAAUAAAAAUACCUUAGUUUCUAUUACUUUUAAAAAUAAAAUUAUUUUUAUGUUUACUUUUGAGAGAGAGACAGAAUGUGAGUGGGGGAGGGCGGAGAGAGAGAGGGAGACACAGAAUCCGAAGCAGGCUCCAGGCUCCGAGCUGUCAGCACAGGCCCAUGAACAUGGAGCUUGAACUCACGAACUGCAAGAUCACAACCUAACCCAAGUCAGACACUUAACCGACUGAGCCACCCAUAUGCUCCUUAACAAUUUUUUAGUAAAGUUC
Neofelis nebulosa (Clouded leopard) is the source of this 5901-nucleotide messenger RNA. It is a transcript of the gene ANKDD1B, whose product is annotated as ankyrin repeat and death domain containing 1B. The transcript has 15 exons. NCBI's taxonomy places the organism in Eukaryota, Metazoa, Chordata, Mammalia, Carnivora, Felidae. Bases 1281 to 2945 code for a protein of 554 amino acids. Gene Ontology annotation, molecular function: protein binding. The record is from RefSeq and is a predicted model, not a curated record. Gene Ontology annotation, biological process: signal transduction.